UGUGGAACAGAGUACUGGGACACCUGUAAGGAGAACAUCAGGGCUGCUAUAGCAGGAGGCUGUAGGGUUCUCCAGAACCAUGUGUUGACCCAUAUAGAGGUGGAUGGGUGUAAUGACAGCCAGUCAGCAGCAGAGGGAGCUGUUCUUGGGCUGUUUACUUACGAUGACCUGAAAACCAAGAAGAAGACCAGAGUCACCACACAGCUGCAUGGCAGUGGAUGUGUGUCUGGCUGGGAGAAGGGCGUGUUGUACGGAGAGGGGCAGAACCUGGCCCGUUACCUGAUGGAAGCUCCAGCCAAUCAUGUCACUCCGUCAGUCUUCGCUGACACCAUCACAAACAGACUGGCUCCCUACGCCGACCACGUCACCGUCCAUAAGAGGUCUCAAGAGUGGAUAGAGGAGCAGCAGAUGGGAGCGUUCCUCAGUGUUUCUAAAGGCUCAGAGGAACCGCCUGUCUUCCUGGAGCUACACUACAACGGUUGUCCUGACAACGCACAGUGUCCUCUACUGCUGGUGGGCAAGGGCAUCACCUUUGACAGUGGUGGGAUCAGUCUAAAGCCUCCGUCAGGUAUGGACGCGAUGAGGGCUGAUAUGGGAGGAGCCGCCACGGUGUGUUCCGCCAUCGUCACGGCAGCAGCCCUCAACCUGCCAAUCAACAUCAUAGGUCUAGCACCUCUCUGUGAGAACAUGCCCAGUGGAAAAGCCAACAAGCCUGGAGAUGUCGUCACCGCCAAGAACGGCAAAACCAUACAGGUGGACAACACGGACGCAGAGGGACGGUUGAUCCUAGCAGAUGCUCUCUGUUACGCUCACAGCUUCAACCCCAGGGCCAUCGUCAACGCUGCUACCCUCACUGGAGCGAUGGAUGUUGCUCUGGGUUCAGCAGCGACAGGAGUCUUCACCAACUCUGACUGGCUCUGGGAACAGCUUCACAAGGCCAGUGUGGUAACAGGAGACAGGGUAUGGAGGAUGCCGUUGUUUCAACAUUACACCAGACAGGUCACUGACUGCCAGCUGGCUGACCUCAACAACGUCGGCAAGUACAGCCGUUCUGGCGGAGCCUGCACGGCGGCAGCGUUUCUGAGGGAGUUUGUGACGGCUCAUUGGGCGCACCUGGACAUCGCAGGGUGA
This is a messenger RNA of Oncorhynchus tshawytscha (Chinook salmon), 1131 nucleotides long. RefSeq names its product leucine aminopeptidase 3 (gene lap3). The record is from RefSeq and is a predicted model, not a curated record. Gene Ontology annotation, biological process: proteolysis. Gene Ontology annotation, cellular component: cytoplasm. NCBI's taxonomy places the organism in Eukaryota, Metazoa, Chordata, Actinopteri, Salmoniformes, Salmonidae. Gene Ontology annotation, molecular function: metalloaminopeptidase activity; manganese ion binding.